Molecule: messenger RNA, 1036 nt
Organism: Hibiscus syriacus
Lineage: Eukaryota; Viridiplantae; Streptophyta; Magnoliopsida; Malvales; Malvaceae
Product: chitinase 2-like
Exons: 1
Coding region: 1-918 (305 amino acids)
Biological process (GO): carbohydrate metabolic process
Molecular function (GO): hydrolase activity, hydrolyzing O-glycosyl compounds
Source: RefSeq, a predicted model, not a curated record
AUGGAGUUUUCUAAGCUUUUCAUUGUCCUUUUCAUUUUUCAAAUUCUGUUUCCUUGCAACACGUCAACCCAAGCAGCUCCUUCAAAUUCGAACCUCUUCCGAGAAUACAUAGGAGCUGAAUUCAAUAAUGUUAAAUUCAGUGAUGUUCCCAUUAAUUCAAAUGUUGAGUUCCACUUCAUUCUCUCAUUUGCCAUAGACUACGACACCUCAAGCUCUCCUUCUCCUACAAAUGGGAAGUUCAAUGUGUUUUGGGACUCCGAUAACCUCGGUCCAUCCCAGGUUUCUUCCAUCAAGAGCAGCCAUUCAAAUGUUAAAGUAGCUUUGAGCUUGGGAGGGGACAGUGUGGGAGAUGGCUCUGCUUAUUUCAACCCUUCCUCUGUAGAUUCUUGGGUUUCCAAUGCAGUUUCUUCACUCACUGAUAUCAUCCGACAAUACAACUUGGAUGGGAUUGAUAUUGACUAUGAGCACUUCAAUGCUGACCCUGACACUUUCGCAGAGUGCAUUGGCCAACUUGUAAAAACCCUCAAGAAGAACGGUCUAAUCUCUUUUGCUUCCAUAGCUCCAUUUGAUGACGAUGAUGUUCAAAGCCAUUACAAGGCCUUGUGGAAAAGCUAUGGUGACCUCAUAGACUACGUCAAUUUCCAGUUCUAUGCCUACGAUCAAGGAACAACAGUCUCUCAGUUUAUCAAUUACUUCAACACCCAAAGUUCUAACUACAACGGUGGUAACGUUUUAGCCAGCUUUAUAAGCGAUGGGAGCGGUGGCUUGACACCGGAAAACGGCUUCUUUACCGCCUGCAAUAGGCUCAAGAGUCAGAACAAACUCCAUGGUAUAUUCAUUUGGUCUGCAGAUGACUCAAAGAAAAAUGGUUUCCGCUAUGAGAAGCAAUCACAAGCUCUGCUUGCAAUUUCCCACUAGUGUUUUUAUGUUAUCUACUUUUAUAAAAGCACUGAAUAUGAGUUAAACAUUUACAUUAGGGGAUGUACUAUUAUAGAUGUAUUGCCUUUUAUUGUAUAAAUAUAUGCCUGAUAUCUGU